Alligator sinensis (Chinese alligator) is the source of this 4248-nucleotide messenger RNA. RefSeq names its product protein S (gene PROS1). The record is from RefSeq and is a predicted model, not a curated record. Lineage: Eukaryota; Metazoa; Chordata; Crocodylia; Alligatoridae. Bases 2165 to 4060 code for a protein of 631 amino acids. Gene Ontology annotation, molecular function: calcium ion binding. The transcript is spliced from 15 exons. Gene Ontology annotation, cellular component: extracellular region.
ACAGGCACACAGGGCACACAGAUGGACACAGGGACACACACAGGUAAGGGCACACACACGGACACACACAGACACAGGGGCACACACGUGGACACCCUGCUAUCAGGGGGAGACUAUUGGGCAUACCUCAAGUUGAUUUUGGGGGGGACCUAUAGAGAAACCAGGGGCGCAAGGUCAUAGGCUUCAAGCACAGAGCAGGGCACACCAGGCAGCACCCACUGGCCCUUGAAUGAGUCCAGGGAGCCCAUUGAUGCUGCCCAGUGAAGCUCUGCCCAGAGAUGUGGGUGCACAAGGGACAUGAAUGCAGCCCCGCCGUCCCCAGGAGUCCUCCCAGCCAGAGCCUUCUUUCUGGUCAGGUAUACUGCCAGCUUCGCUUGGGCCACUGUGUGACACAGGAGUCUGGGGCUGGGGCCACUGUGCGACACACUACACUGGGCAAGGUUGACCUGUGGUCUGAUGCAGUCAACAGCAGUUCUUAUGUUCUUAUUUUUCUACGGUCCGAAAAGGGGUAGGAACCGAGAGUUGGCAUUUUCUGAGGGGCGCAUUGAGCCUAUCAAAAGGUGUCUCAGAUUUGUGGAGGGAUGCCUUGAUUCCACACAGGUUGAGAACCACUGGUUUAACUGCUAAAAUGUGCUCUCCUGGCACUAGAACCGCCUCAACAACGCAGGUCACUGAGCUUUACCCCUUGCUCAAGAUUGGGAGUCUGAAGGAUAAUGUGACUUGUGACCAAAGAAUUGCAAAUGGCAACAUCCAAGUGCUAUAAUGUUUGUUUUUUUUAAAUUCCAAAUUCUUCGCAACAGAAGAAUCACUCUGUUCUUUUUGAGAAUGGAGGGAUGGUCUUUUCUGAGAGGUGCCCUGAGUCUAUCAAAAGGGGCCUUGACUCUGUAGAGGGCUGCCUUGAAUCUAAAUAGUUUGAGACCAUAAAAAACCCCCAAAACAAAAACAAAACUAUAUAAAAGCACUUGGAUGUUGGUGCUUCAGAUUUACUACUCAUUUAUUUUCUUCAUUUGAGCAAUUAUUGUCUGAGGGUUGACUGAACUGCACCAGUCCAAAGCUGCAUACUUAGGUGAUGCUUUCCAGCUGGGUAGGGUCAUGACUGCUAAUCUGGUUGCAGACAUAAAGUGAGGCGAAGGGAAAUGAAAAGAUGUGCCUGGUGUCCACACAACUACUGUGGGGGCAUGGGCAACUGAUGCCUCCUGAGUCUGGGGCGGCACCUGCAGAAGCAGGUAUGGAGCUGGUGAGCACCCACAGAUACCGCUGGUGGCAUUGGUGGCAGGGCUGGCCCUGUCAGGGGGAUCAUGUGGCCUCCCCUCUCCCCGCCCCCGGUGAUUCCCCUACCAGUCGCCUAUAUGUGGGGGGAAGAAAAAAAUAUUUAAGGGGUAGCAAUGUUAGAUGGGUGUCAUCUGUUUGAACACUAGACUCAGCUCUGAGUCUUUUGCUGGGCCUGGAGGUCUGGACGUGCACAGAUAAGGAGCACUUGCUGUUACCAAUGAGUAUUCUUGUGAGAUUUUGAGUUUUUAAGAAAUGGCAGAAUUUUAAAAUUACACUUCUUAUUCUGAGUCCAGUGUUAGAAACAGCCAGCUUGGUGAAAGGGAAGUAAUUAGUGGCAGUAGCAAAAUAAGAGCUGCAAAGAAUGUAAGCCUGGUUUUGACCUGUUUUACUAAUGAUUAAACCUGCAGAAGAAAAGCUAAUGUUUACUAUUUAAGCCUUAGUUGAAAUGCUAGAGGAUUUCUGACUGUGAAAAUGACAGUAAAGCAGGAUGAAAGUUCAUUUCCUAACUUAUUUUUGUGUAGAUCAUGGAAAAUCCCCCAUCAUUUUCCUCCCUCUGUAUGUCUCUUUUUUUUUUUGUUUCUUUUGGUUUCCCUUCUUCAUUAUUUCUCCUGCCACGUUUUUCCAUCAACAAUUACAUUUAUAUCUGAAAAUAAUUCCAGCUGGUCCUGUAUCCUAGGUGUUGCCCUGACUAAUUAACCAUGCCAAGUGAUGCUAAGAAAAAGGGCUAAUGAACACACGGUACUAUUGAUGGCCGAAGUGAGUCCAAUGGAUCUUUGGGCCACCCCGGUCGGGUGGCCAAUGGUGGUACCGGCGUCCGGCUGGUGGCCAGACAGUUUUGUCUCAGCAGCAUGCCUCAGAAUACCUGGUUAGGAAACGCAGAGCAAAUUCUUUUAUGGAAGAAAGUAAGAAGGGAAAUUUAGAAAGAGAAUGUGUUGAAGAACUAUGCAAUAAAGAAGAAGCCCGCGAAAUCUUUGAAAAUGAUCCUGAAACGGAAUACUUUUACCCAAAAUAUAUACGCUGCCUCACCUACACCCGACUAGGGAUCUCAAGUGUUUCUGUGAUGUCUCCAGAUUCUUCAAGUGACCUGAGGACUUGUGUCACUGAAAUUUCAAAUCAAUGUACCCCUCUGCCAUGCAAUGAAAAUGGAUACACAAAGUGCAUAGAUGGGAAAGCUGCAUACACCUGUGUUUGUAAACAAGGAUGGCAAGGAGAGAGAUGUGAAGAAGAUAUAGAUGAAUGUCAAGAUCAAGAAAAUAUAAACGGAGGGUGUAGUCAAACAUGUAUUAAUUUGCAUGGAAGCUACCGCUGUUUCUGUGAAGAUGGUUAUUACAUGCUUCCAAAUAAGAAGGACUGCAGAGACUGGGAUGAAUGUAUGUUACGGCCAAACAUCUGUGGAACAGCCAAGUGCCAGAACACGCCUGGAAAAUAUGAAUGUGUAUGUGCGGAGGGCUUCAGAUAUAAUUCAACUACAAAGAACUGUGAAGAUGUGGACGAAUGUGCUGAAAACAUUUGUGCUCAAAUGUGUGUAAAUUACAAAGGAAGCUAUGCCUGCCAUUGUGAUGGUCAUAAAGGGUUCAAGCUCUCUCAAGACAUGAAGACUUGUGAGGCUGUUCCAGUUUGCCUCCCGCUGAACCUUGAGCCGAAUUAUCAGUUGCUUUACCUGGCAGAGCAAACAACAGAAAAUGCUGUUCUGCAUUUAAGGUUUAAAUUGCCAAAUGCCAGCAGAUUUUCAGCAGAAUUUGAUUUCCGGACAUAUGACAACGAGGGUGUUAUACUAUAUGCUGAAUCCUCCAACAACACAGGAUGGUUCUUGCUUGCACUUCGGGAUGGAAAGAUUGAGAUUCAAUUCAAGAAUGAACAUGGAACAAAAGUCACAAGUGGUGGCAAAGCCAUUAAUGAUGGUGUGUGGCAAACAAUCUCAGUGGAAGAACUAGAACACAGUAUCUGUGUUAAAAUAGCAAGGGAAGCAGUGAUGAGUAUUAAGAGCCCUGGGAAUCUUUUUAAACAAAUAAAUGGUUCACUGGAAAUCAAGGUGUAUGUUGCAGGGUUACCUCCCAAAGUGGGCAACACCCUCAUUAAGCAGAUUAACCCUCGCGUAGAUGGGUGUGCUCGGGCCUUGAAUCUGAUGAGUCAGGGACAUUUAGGCUUAACAGAAGUUAUUAAAAAAACACAAAUCAAACGCUGUUUACCAUCUGUGGGGAAAGGAUCCUACUACCCUGGCACUGGAGUGGCAAAGUUUCAUAUAAACUAUAACAAUGAUACUAACACUGGAGAGUGGGUUAUAAAUGUAGCCCUGAACAUUCGCCCAUCCAAAGGCACUGGGGUCAUGUUUGCCUUGGUUUCUGGUGAAUCAGUGCCUCUUGCUUUGUCUAUCGUGGACUCCAGCUCCUCCAACUCACAGGCCAUCAUUGUGACUAUUGGGAAUAUCAUUAUUGCCCGGCUGGAAUCGAAGAGAUUUUGCACUACCAGAAGGACACUGGUAGGAUUCAGUGCAAGCAAACAGCAGAUUGAACUGUCCGUUGAUUCACAAACAGAUGUAACGAAUUCAGAGCAAGAGCUGUCUAUCCUGGAUCAAGCAAUGAGAGGAACUGUUGCUGUUUACACCUACUUAGGUGGUCUUCCAGAUCUUCCCCUUGGUAUAACACCACUAACAGUCUUUUAUAACGGCUGCAUGGAGGCGAAGGUUAACAGCAAAGAACUGGAUCUGGAUCAAGCUGCCUAUAAACACAGUGACAUUAGAUCACAUUCAUGUCCACAAGUAAUCGGAGAAGAUCAAUUCUUUAAGUAACUCUCUUCCUUUAGAUAUAAUUUCUGUAAUUAGUCUCAUUCAUCUCACAUACCAUUUUAUUCAAGAUGUGCCAGGAUACCAGAUCAUCUGGAAUGUUCUUCUCCCCUUCAUGUACCGUGGAAAGGAAAAAAACCCUCUCUUUUCAGAGAUAAUGGGAAAGAAUACAGAUUGCAUUCUUGUUCAAAUGA